GUUAGAUCCUCGCAGGUGUCUAAAAAUUGGAACAACACCCGGCAGGAUAAAGACCGUGGUGUAACUCGGUUCCCUGCGAUCUUCAGUGCGAAAUGUUUUUGGCAAGGAAGAGGUUAGUCCAAGUUCAUGUACGCAUGGUUACUGUAUAACGAUUGACGCAUCGCAAAACGGUGCACUGGGCUGUUCUCCGAGAGUAUCGGGUCGAGGAAUGUGUUACGGUGCGAAGAAUGCUGGACCAUCGUGAUCCUGCGAACGUCUUCCAUAGGGGAUCAAUGAACCAGUGAUUACCACGGGCUACGAGCACUUGCAUAGGAAAAACUGUGAAUAAUGUCAGGUGCUGCCACCAACUAAAGAUGUAGAAAUCGGAAAAUAGAAAGAAGGUAAAAGAUGGAUGUGGACACCGCUAGUGACAAUACGUCGAUAGAUGACAAAAUAGACGAUUUUUGCGAGAAUCCAACGAGAGAUGCCUUGACCGAAGGUUUAAUGAGUCUUCUGAAACCUACAGUGGAUCAAUUAGAUGAAAGAAUCCGUGCAACAAGAAUUUGUCAAAUAGAAUUGAAGCAGCAAAUUGAAUCCCUGUCUGAAGAAUUGCAAAGAAUUAACGAAUCGUUGCAGUGUCCGCUGGAAACAGAUUCCUAUGUAAAGAAGCUGAUAAAUGCCAAGCACAAGAUAACGAUUGUCAGUAACAUAUUGCAUAGUACCCAGGAGAGAUUGAAUAAGAUUCACCAGGCCGUAGAAAAGAAUACGGCAAAACGGAAAGCCUUAUUGGAUCAUAGCUCCUCUUAUAGUAAUUCUACGAACACGUUGGACAGAGAAGAACAACAGGCAGAACCAGAAAAAGAAGACGUUACUCCGACAGAACAAGAAUAAUUAAUGAC
This is a messenger RNA of Megalopta genalis, 878 nucleotides long. It is a transcript of the gene HemK2, whose product is annotated as HemK methyltransferase 2. Gene Ontology annotation, biological process: methylation. Gene Ontology annotation, cellular component: eRF1 methyltransferase complex. Gene Ontology annotation, molecular function: S-adenosylmethionine-dependent methyltransferase activity; protein methyltransferase activity; nucleic acid binding. The record is from RefSeq and is a predicted model, not a curated record. NCBI's taxonomy places the organism in Eukaryota, Metazoa, Arthropoda, Insecta, Hymenoptera, Halictidae.